Molecule: messenger RNA, 3630 nt
Organism: Coccidioides immitis RS
Lineage: Eukaryota; Fungi; Ascomycota; Eurotiomycetes; Onygenales; Onygenaceae
Product: potassium/sodium efflux P-type ATPase, fungal-type
Exons: 4
Coding region: 1-3447 (1148 amino acids)
Biological process (GO): calcium ion transmembrane transport; intracellular calcium ion homeostasis
Cellular component (GO): plasma membrane
Molecular function (GO): P-type calcium transporter activity; ATP binding; ATP hydrolysis activity
Source: RefSeq, a predicted model, not a curated record
AUGCCUUCCCGGAGCAACGAUGGCUCAGCAAAACAGGAGUAUGAGCGACACCCGUUUCUGCUUCCUGUCGAUAUCCUUGUUCAAUAUCUGCAGACAAACCUUGAAACCGGUCUGACUGGCGAUGCAAAGAUUCAAGGACUUCAACAGAAAUAUGGCCCGAAUCGCUUGCUGGGCGAAGGGGGCGUCAAAUGGUACACCCUGCUUGGAAAGCAGGUUUCAAAUGCAAUGAUAUUGGUCCUCGUCCUCGCAAUGGCCCUCGCCUACGGCGUUUCAGACUAUGUCGAAGGAGGAGUUAUCACUGCCGUCAUCGUGGCGAACGUGGUUAUUGGCUUUUAUCAAGAAUUCCAGGCGGAGAAGAAAAUGGACUCCCUCCGCUCUCUCUCUUCUCCCUCCGCAACCGUAAUCAGAAAUGGUCAUGAAAUCACUAUUCCAUCCGGAGACGUUGUUCCCGGAGACAUCGUUCAAAUUAAAAUGGGGGACACCGUUCCCGCCGAUAUUCGUCUCUUCGAAGCCAUGAAUCUAGAAUGUGAUGAGAAGAUUUUAACCGGAGAAGCCAUUCCAGUCGCAAAGGACGUCGACUUUAGCACUAGCGGCGAUGAAGUCACAACCGGUGUCGGUGAUCGUUUAAAUAUGGCUUACUCCUCUUCGACGGUCACAAAGGGGAGAGGUCGCGGAAUUAUUGUCUUCACUGGAAUGAACACCGAAAUCGGUAAAAUUGCCCAGUCUAUGCAGGGAAAGCGUCGCAAACCCGGUCGCUCAAUGUCUCGAAAAAAGUAUGGCACUUUUCAGCCAGUGAAAGGAGGCGCCUUGCGUAUCUGGGAUGGAAUCGGCAAGUUUCUUGGCCUUACUGAAGGCACUCCGCUGCAGAUCAAAUUAAGCAAGCUGGCCUACUCACUCUUUGGGUGUGCUAUUUUGCUCGCUAUCAUCGUGUUUGGCGUUAACGAGUUUGACGUGACGAACGAAGUUGCAAUUUAUGCCAUUUCCACAGGCAUUGCUAUUAUCCCUGAGUCGUUAAUCGCUGUCUUAACAAUCACGAUGGUUGUUGGUAUGACACAGAUGAGGAAACGAAGAGUCGUAGUGCGUCAACUCAGUGCCCUAGAAGCUCUGGGCGGAGUGACGAAUAUUUGCUCUGACAAGACGGGAACUUUAACCCAAGGGCAAAUGGUUACUCGAAAAGCCUGGAUUCCGGGUGUCGGAAUGUACACGGUGCAUAAGUCGAAUGAUGCCAACAACCCGACCCGCGGAACCAUCAGUAUCAGCAAACCACCUGCAUCAAAGCAGGAGGCCGAAGCAGAGCAAGAGCGCAAACGCACUGAGCAGGACCGUCUUCGUAGUACUGCGGGUCUAAAGUUUAACGUUCCUCCCGAGAAAGAGGAGCGGGAUAAACGGAAACAGGAUGAGAUGCGCAACGAAAAGAAUGGCACGAGCGAUGAAGAUGACGAUGAGAAGGCGGCUAGCAUUCCCGACGUUGUUCCUGAGUUACAAGCGUUUCUAGAAUCCGCAGCAUUAUGCAACUUGGCUAGCCUUCGUUUUGAUAAAGAAUCGAAUCAAUGGCAAACGAUGGGCGAUCCGACGGAGAUUGCGCUGCAAGUGUUUGCGCAUCGAUUCACGUUUGGAAAACCAACUCUUGAGAAGGAGAAAGGCUGGAAGCAACUGGCUGAAUACCCCUUCGACAGCAGUGUGAAACGGAUGUCUGUCAUCUACCGAUGUGGUGACGGUCCAGAAACAGUAAUCUUUACCAAAGGAGCCGUUGAGAGGAUCUUGGACCUUUGCACCUCCGUCGGAAUUGGUGAAUACGAAGAGCCCAUGGAUGCCACGACCAAAGAGAAGAUACUCAACCAAAUGGAUUUCCUUGCGGAACAAGGCCUGCGGGUUUUGGCUAUUGCAAGAAAAGCCGGACCAAGUAACUUUGAGCCGCAUAUGGAAAUUCCACGGGAUCAAAUUGAAAGUGACUUGACGCUUCUCGGCCUUGCCGGCUUGUACGAUCCACCGCGAUUGGAAACAAAGGAUGCCGUGAAAGAAUGUACCAUGGCCGGUAUUCGUGUCCACAUGUUGACUGGCGAUCAUCCAUCAACCGCAACUGCUAUCGCCAAGGAAGUCGGAAUUAUCCCUCGCAACACAGGAAAUCUUUCUGCUGAAGAAGCAGCUUCCCUUGUUAAAACAGCGGCCCAGUUUGACGGCAUGACUGAUGAAGAGAUUGAUGCACUGCCGGCCCUUCCACUGGUCAUCGCUCGAUGCGCGCCGGAUACGAAAACGCGAAUGAUUGCUGCUCUUCAUCGCCGAAAACGAUACUGUGCCAUGACUGGUGAUGGCGUAAAUGAUGCGCCUUCCCUUCAGGCUGCCGAUGUCGGGAUUGCGAUGGGCAUGGGUGGUUCAGAUGUGGCCAAAUCUGCGUCGGAUAUUGUGCUGACUGACGACAAUUUUGCAAGUAUCGUCAACGCCAUUGAAGAGGGUCGUCGGAUGUUUGAAAACAUUCAGAAGUUUAUCCUGCAUCUUUUGACAUCGAAUGUUGGCGAGGUUGUUCUGCUCAUCGUCGGUCUCGGGUUCAAAGACAACACCAACAUUUCUAUCUUUCCGCUAUCACCCCUUCAAAUCCUUUGGAUCAACAUGCUGACCUCGUCCUUCCCUGCAUUUGGUCUCGGCCGCGAGAAGGCGGAUGCAGCCGUGAUGCACCGUCCUCCACACGAUACAAAAAAGGGUGUGUUCACAUGGCAAAUCAUCGUUGACAUGCUCAUAUACGGCGUUAUCAUGGGUGCUUGUACCUUGCUUACCUUUGUCAUUAUCAUCUAUGGUGUUGGCGAUGGUAAAGCAUCACUUGGUGUUGACUGCAACCGUACAUCCAGCGAUGCCUGCGCAACUGUAUUCCGAGCCCGCGCAGCAGUUUUUGCAGAGCUCACAUGGCUUAUUCUAAUUUCUGCUUGGGAAUUCAAGCACUUCCGGAACAGUAUGUUUAAUCUCGAUCCACUGCGCGUGACUAGCGACGAACGACCCACGACCUUUCCGUUCUUUCGCGAUGUUUGGGAGAACCAGUUCCUGUUCUGGGCUGUUGUCAUCGGAGCAGUAUCUGUCUUCCCAGCAGUAUACAUCCCAGGCCUGAAUACGCAAGUCUUCAAGCAUCAAGGUAUUUCUUGGGAAUGGGGUCUUGCAUUUGGUUCGGUGUUCGUCUUCAUUUUAGGCGUUGAGGCAUGGAAAUUGGUAAAGCGCCGGACAGGUUGGUUCGCAUCAGGCGAGGACUAUGGAGGCGCAACUGUCACGGGCUUCAGAAGACGCUGGCCAAGCCACGAACUCGGCCUGAGACAGGGAUUCUUCACCUUUGCAAGGACCUUAACCAGAGGAAGCGAAAAGAGCGCUGGUGGUUUUAUAAGUUCUAGGUCUAGUAUCAGCGGAAGGGAAAUGCAGAGACGGAACACUGAGAACGAAACCGUCAGGCCCGCCGAGCAGGUCUAAAGAUUCCGGCAUUGUGGCAUGUUUGCUUGGCUGAGUGAAGAGACCUGAAAAAGGCUGGUAGUGUCGUAUAGAAUCUUGGUAUUUAUUUGUUUUCGAGAGUUAAAUUUGAAUGUAGUUAGCUAUCGCGUUAAAUGUCAAUGACAAUUAGUUACUCAGUAUUAAAUUAUGACCGAGCUUCAUGGA